AUGAUUCAGGACACGGGGGUCCCGCUGCACCCCAGCCCCACGUUUGGGAUCGCUCGGGGACAGUGGGUGCCCCAUUUUCCCCUGGUUUCACCCCAAAAUGGCCAUUCCUGCCCUGCCACUUUCUGGUGUGUCCCCCACUCCCCCCCCGUGGGCCGUGACUCAGCCCCACUGGCACCGAAACCCCAGGGGGUGGCAUCGGGUGGCCUCGAGGACAAAAGGGACGUGGUGGCCGUGACCGUCAGUGGCCACGGAGAGGGUCAGGGAAGGGACACACGAACGAACACACACGCGUGUGCGAGGCGUGACGAGGCGUGUGCGGGGUUUGCGUGUCGGGGAACGCCCUGGCCCCGUUCCUGUGAAUCUCGGGGAGGAACUGGGCAGGGUGGUGGCGGUGGGACGGGAUUUUCCGGCUCCCGGGGCAGCCAAGCACAACAAUGUCACCCUCACCCCACCCUGGGGACCGUCACUGCCGCCUCGGGGCUCCCGCUGACCUCCCUGCCCCGCAUCCCGCUGCCUUCCCUUCACCUCUGUCCCUUUGUCCCCGCAGUGUCCCUGGUGGGAGCCCAGGUCACCUCCGAGACCCGAGAAGUCCCUGAACACCAGUCCGCCGUCAUCCCCUGCUCCGCGUUCCACAAGGGAUGGAGCAACCCCCGCAUCGAGUGGAAGUUCCAACGCGGUUCCUCCCUCAUCCUCGUCUACUACGAGGACAAGCUGACGGAACCCUACCAGAACCGGGUCCAGUUCUCCAGGCCCUCCAUCACCCUCACCUCGGUGACCCGGGAGGACAGUGGGAAAUACAUCUGUGAGGUGGUGGGGGCUGACAGCCAAAUUGCCAAGUCCGAGGUCACCCUCAUCGUGCAAGUGCCCCCCUCCAAGCCGGUGGCCCACGUCCCCUCCUCGGCCACCAUCGGCAGCCGUGCGGUGCUGCGCUGCUCCGAGGGGGAGGGGUCCCCCCCCCCCACCUUCCGCUGGUAUAAGGAUGGGGUCCUGCUGCCCCCCGACCCCCGCACCAGCCCCAUCUUCCGAAACUCCUCCUACACCCUCGAUCCCACCACCGGGGACCUGAUUUUUGACCCCCUGAGUGGCUUUGACACCGGGGACUACAACUGUGAGGCCACCAACAACGUGGGACCCCCCCAGGAAUCCGACGUCUUCCGCUUGGAAGCCAGUGAGGUCAAUGUUGGUGGCAUCGUGGCCGCUGUCGUGGUGCUGCUUAUGGUGGUGGCCCUGGUGGCCUUUGGCAUCUGGUUUGGCUACAGCCGUGGCUACUUCAGCAAGAAAAAGGACUCCAGCAGCAAAAAGGUGAUUUACAGCCAAGGCUCUCACCGCAGCGAGGGUGAGUUCAAGCAGACGUCCUCCUUCCUGGUGUGAGGCCUCUCCGGUGACACUCACCCCUGGAAAUGUCCCCAAAAACGUCCCCUGCCCCCUGUGGCCACGCUCCCAUUUUAACUAUUACAGUGUGGUUUUUUUUUAAACUGUCACCCGGUGCCUUUGUGUCACCUCCCAUGGCUCCUGAGGGGGGGAUAGGGGGGUGGCUCCCCUCUGUCGUCCCCCCCAUCCUUGUCCCCUCCCUGUCCUGGCUGUGCUUCCUUUGGGGUCAUCACUGUGUCCCCUCAGGAUGGGCACGGAGGGGGCAUUUCCCCCAGUCCCAGCUGCCUACUGGUCCCAGUUACCCCCCAGUACCGAGUUGGGGGGGGCUGCUGGACUGAGCCAGGAGUGUGACAAAUAAAUCUGUGUCCUUGUC
Molecule: messenger RNA, 1744 nt
Organism: Calypte anna (Anna's hummingbird)
Lineage: Eukaryota; Metazoa; Chordata; Aves; Apodiformes; Trochilidae
Product: junctional adhesion molecule A
Exons: 9
Coding region: 1-1371 (456 amino acids)
Biological process (GO): cell adhesion; regulation of membrane permeability; establishment of endothelial intestinal barrier
Cellular component (GO): bicellular tight junction
Source: RefSeq, a predicted model, not a curated record